Molecule: messenger RNA, 1966 nt
Organism: Bubalus bubalis (water buffalo)
Lineage: Eukaryota; Metazoa; Chordata; Mammalia; Artiodactyla; Bovidae
Gene: PCOLCE2
Product: procollagen C-endopeptidase enhancer 2
Exons: 9
Coding region: 282-1529 (415 amino acids)
Molecular function (GO): protein binding
Source: RefSeq, a predicted model, not a curated record
ACAAACGGGAUAUUCAGCAGUGGCCUGUGGCUGCCAGAGCAACUCCUCAGGGGACAUCCAGCGGCGAAGCAGACUGCACCGUAAUCGCCUCUAGAAAAGCGGCCCGGCCCCGCCUGCCGCGCACACCCAGCUACCUGGGCUACCCUGCGGCGGCGCGUGCGAGCGAGCGGGAGAAGCCGGGGUGCGGGGCGCGCCGGGGCGGGAGCCCGGGCGGGUGCGGAGCGCGCGGUGCUCCGGUGUGCGCGCCGGGGUGGGGCGAGCCCCGAGCGUCUUCACCAGCCAUGAGGGGCGCGGGCGCCUGGGCCCCGCUCUGCCUGCUGCUGGUCGCCGCCGCCCAGCACUCGCGGCCGCAGCUCUCCGAGAGACCUGUUUUCACAUGUGGCGGCAUUCUUACCGGAGAGUCUGGAUUUAUUGGCAGCGAAGGUUUUCCUGGAGUGUACCCUCCCAAUAGCAAAUGUACCUGGAAAAUCACAGUUCCAGAGGGAAAAGUGGUAGUUCUUAAUUUCCGAUUCAUAGACCUGGAGAGUGACAACCUGUGUCGUUAUGACUUUGUGGAUGUGUACAAUGGCCAUGCCAACGGCCAGCGCAUCGGGCGCUUCUGCGGCACGUUCCGGCCUGGAGCCCUUGUGUCCAGCAGCAACAAGAUGAUGGUGCAGAUGAUUUCUGACGCCAACACAGCUGGGAAUGGCUUCAUGGCCAUGUUCUCUGCCGCGGAACCAAAUGAAAGAGGUGAUCAGUAUUGUGGAGGCCUCCUUGAAAGACCUUCCGGCUCUUUCAAAACCCCCAACUGGCCAGACCGUGAUUACCCUGCAGGAGUCACUUGUGUGUGGCACAUCGUAGCCCCGAAGAAUCAGCUUAUAGAAUUAAAGUUUGAGAAAUUUGAUGUUGAGCGUGAUAACUACUGCCGGUACGAUUACGUGGCUGUGUUUAAUGGUGGGGAGAUCAACGACGCUGAAAGAAUUGGAAAGUAUUGUGGCGACAGCCCCCCUGCGCCAAUUGUAUCUGAGAGAAACGAACUUCUCAUUCAGUUUUUAUCAGAUUUAAGUUUAACUGCUGAUGGAUUUAUCGGUCACUACAAAUUCAGGCCCAAAAAAUUGCCGACAACCACUGCACUGCCUGUUACCACCACCUUUCCAGCGACUACAAGUUUAAAGCCCACCAUGGCCCCGUGUCAGCAGAAGUGUAGACGGUCGGGGACUCUGGAGAGCAAUUACUGCUCGAGCAACUUCGUCUUGGCCGGCACUAUCAUCACCACCAUCCCUCGAGGUGGGAGUCUGCAUGCCACGGUCUCGAUCAUCAACAUUUAUAAAGAGGGCAAUCUGGCAAUUCAGCAGGCCGGCAAGAACAUGAGCGCCAAGGUCCUCGUGGUCUGCAAGCAGUGCCCACUCCUCAGAAGAGGUUUAAAUUACAUAAUUAUGGGUCAAGUGGGUGAAGAUGGCCGAGGCAAGAUCAUGCCCAACAGCUUUAUCAUGAUGUUCAAGACCAAGAAUCAGAAGCUCCUGGACGCCCUGAAGAACAAGCAGUGUUAACACUGUGUCCAUUUAAGCUGCAUUCUGUCACUGCCUUUGAAAGAUCUUUUUUUCUCUGUAGAAGAAGAAAAUUUAUAACCUGAAAUAUUGAGCAUUCAGAGAGAUUUACUCUUCACAGGAUGUAGGUAGGAGAGUUGCUGAUGGAAGUUCUGUUGCCAGCACGGAAGAGGAGCAGAUAUCUGAUGGGAAGCCUGCAGACUCAGUGGGGUGAUGUGACUAAAUGUAUCAAGCGUUGACAGUUUGGAAGCAGUUUAUUUAUGUAUCUCUGUAAAAGGAUAUUUUAGAAAUGAGUUGUGUGAAGAUGUAAAAAAGAGAUUUUUAUACGUGCAAUAUUUAUAGUGAUAUUUGUUUUACCUUCAAGCAUUUGCUCUGAGGUGUUAUAUUCUUCUCUCGCAUUUUUAAAACCAGUGCUUAAUAAAUAUUUUUAAAUGAUUAUA